This is a messenger RNA of Knipowitschia caucasica, 783 nucleotides long. The record is from the annotation of a GenBank genome assembly. NCBI's taxonomy places the organism in Eukaryota, Metazoa, Chordata, Actinopteri, Gobiiformes, Gobiidae.
AUGGCUCUGCUCUGCGCACUCACAGCGGCCUCUCUGGUGGUGACUCCGCCCAUGUCUCAGUUCCACACCAUGGAGAGGUUCCAGAUCACUUGUCCCUCUGCGUCCUGGACCUUCCACCGCAUCACGGACUACACACCUACCCCAGAGUCGUGCAGAGCGCCCUGGGGUACUCCACGGGGAGCAAGCUGCAUAGUAAAGACCGCAAUGGUCUCCAGCUCAGGCCAGUACUGGUGCCAAGACCCAGAGUCUCAGUGCACAGAGAGGGUCAACAUCACCGUGAGCUACAGCAAGGUGAUCCUCCGGACCCCAGUGUUCGCGGUGAACGAAGGCAAAAAAGUGACCCUGAAGUGUUCGUACAAAGCCAGUGACGCGGACCCAGCAAGGUCAGACUUCAAUGCCUCCUUCUACAGACAGGGGGAGUUUGUGGGGUCCUCUCCUGGAGGUGAGAUGGUUCUGGAGGCUGUUUCUCCAGACGAUGAAGGCUUGUACCAGUGUGAGCAUGUGAUGAAACAUGUUAGGUCACCACAGAGCCGGCUGUCGGUGAUCAGGAGAGUUGUGCCGCAGCCCUCGGUCCCGCCCACCCCUGCUCUGCCCCUCACCACCCCUUCUCUCAGGCCAAAAGGCUUCCCCCUCCCCAGACUGCUGUGUUCUCUGGGACUCUUCCUGCUCUACACUCUCAUCAUGUGUGUCGCCGUGGCAACCUACUGCAAGUGGAGACGAGCUCGAGCCGAACAGAAGCAGGACUAUGUGAACGUGUCUCUGAGGACCAUCAGAGACUGCUGA